AUGAUUUUCCUACCCACAGAGGCUCUGUCAAGACCUUUUUGGCCGGAACGAAGUCAAAACGCGAAAGGUAGGAGAGGGGACGAAGACGCAUCAGUAGACGCAGAAAGAGAGCCUCCUAAGGCAUAUGAAGUUGCUGAUGAACUGAGGAAGUCAAACUCCCUUUCUAUCCGAGAGAGGAGUUCGAAAUACCGACUCACUCGUACGACAGUACAAGGGGUGUGGUGGGCAUAUGAGAGAGGCGGGAAGGCCUCUGCCCAGAUAAAUGCACGAGUUUCGAUCCCCUUACCACCCAUGCGAGUCGAAGAACUUGGCUUGAAUGCCGCCGUAGAGAUCUGUUGUAGAACGAAAUUCCCUGUCUACGAUUCAGCCUCUUGUAGUCGCCAGCUAGUCAACCAGAAAAGUGUACUAAGGGUCGAUGUAAUUGAGAAAGCUAGUCAGUCUUUUUUGAGGAAGGGGCAUGGGAGAGCGGUGAGUUGA
Molecule: messenger RNA, 477 nt
Organism: Striga asiatica
Lineage: Eukaryota; Viridiplantae; Streptophyta; Magnoliopsida; Lamiales; Orobanchaceae
Source: the annotation of a GenBank genome assembly